AUGCUGCGGUUUCGACAAAAGUGGCCCAAUGCGGCAGAGUGCUGCGGUCUCGAGAUCGAGACCAACAGGCUUGGUCGAAAGAAAGCCUGGUGGCCUCAGGGUACAGCUUUCGAGAAAUUUGAAGAAGAUAUCCAGCCAGAAAUCGAGGCUUUCUUGAAGAACGUCGAUAUAAAUGAUGGCGAUAUUUACUUCCGCGUUUAUAUGAUCGGGAGGACCCAGGAAGCUUCUCGGCCGACCGUAAUGAUAUGUUGUGCAGAUGUAUCGAUCGGCCGACGAGCUAAAGAAUCUUUGCGGCACAGCCCAGUCAUCCGCAAUAAUCCUGGCUUCUGUCUCGGGUCAAUUGAUUUCCCACUUGAACAACUGGUCCCAGUCAGAGAGUUAGCUCUCGAAGUCAAACCACUAGGUCAGGUACUUGACAAUGCUUCCGACCCAGCUGCCGGUAUCCCGAUCUUUGCAAUAUCGGACAGUGCAACCGUGGGAAGGCGACUCUUCGUCACGCAUCCUGAUACUAUGGAGGUCUACCGACACUCUACGGGCGGGGUUGUUGUUGCAAAUAACGGCAGAUUCUAUCAGCUGACUGUUGGGCACAUUGCCGACCUGCCCAAUGGUGCCCAUCAGCCUUCAAGGCUGGAUCCUGAUGCCUGUUCCUCCGAUGGUCAAAGUGACAGCGACUCCGGCGACGACUUCUCUGUCUUCGAACAGGAUUUGCGCAGAGCCAGCGUGUCCAUCUUCAAUUUGUCCCAAUCUGAUUCAUCGGAUGCAAAGACAGAGAAGACAGAGGCAAACACUCUCGGCUACGGAAGCCACGCGAAUGCAGACUACACAACCACCAACGAGGAUCCUACUGGCUCUUACAGAACUAAGGGCCUUGAACAACCACCUAUCAUAAGGGUGGGGACAAUUGCUGUGCAUUCCAAAGAUAGAGACACACCAGGCCUUGACUAUGCUCUUGUGUCAAUCCAUUCGCCAAGGGAGGUUGACCAAAUCAAUAUAGUGCUUUCAGGCACAGUUAAUAACACGAGACCGAUGGCGAUUCAUGACGUUGCGGACGUUGGGCGCGAGGAGCGUCGAGUCAUCGUUAUUACAGGCUCGAGUGGUGUGGUGAAGGGCAUUUUGGUACCUGGAACAACAUUUCUAGGCAGGGGAAACCAACAGCGCCCUCAAAAACUUUACGGGGUCCAAUUAGACGGAGUCGUUGCAGAAGGAGAUUCUGGCGCCACGGUGGUUGAUGAAACAUCGGGCACCUUGUAUGGUCAUUUGGUCAGUGGGUGUCCUGGUACCCGAAUUGCGUACAUUAUCGCUGCAACAGAAAUCUUCCGGGCCUUAGAGUGCGGACUCCAGGGACCAAUUACUAUCGUUACCCAGAUUACCAUUCAAAACUCGCUGAUAGAACCUCCAAACCUUUCUAGUCUAUCCUCAAAUUCGAGUUCCAUCCUUGAAGAGCCUGGCCAGCUUCCGAACCAUACGACAUUGAGUGAGUUUCGGGUUUCUUCGGGGCCAUCUGAUGGACAUGACAACCUACCAAAUACGGCGGGAUUUAUAUCAAUCGACAGCUGGCCGAAUGUUCAGGUUACAGCGAGUCGCUCCCCGGUACUCGAUGCCCAGAUUAGCAAACUCCAGGCUAAAUAUGAGUUAUCAGCAACAGCAUCCCAAAGUUUUGAGCAGUAUAGCAGCUACAAAAGAAGGAAGAGGACAAAGAAGACAGGCUAUCGCCAGCGCCGACAUCCUCGAGUUGGACAGGGUGUGAAGACCUAUAAACCAGCUUUGCGAAAAGUUGAUGUUGAGCCAGAAGGCGGCAGCACUUGUUUCUCGUCCGAAGACAAGUCUCAAGACAGAAUUCAAAGACUUUUGGAAUCGGAGUGCAGUCUGUACAUAGAUGAUGAGGAUUCAGACGAGGAGGGUGAGAGUCUACUCACUCUAUUAUUCGAACGAUUACGAGCCGGACGUCAGAUAAGUCGCCUGACAGAAUUUACGCAAACGGUUUACGACUGCUAUUCGCUACUGGACCUACAUACGCGGGCCUGCUUGGGUUUUUAUCCCGAAAGACUUGUCUGCUUGACGAUCGAACGAAUGAUGGCAUGGACUCUGUCUCUUUGGGCUACUAUGAGCCUCUAA
Fusarium coffeatum is the source of this 2115-nucleotide messenger RNA. RefSeq lists its product as uncharacterized. The record is from RefSeq and is a predicted model, not a curated record. The transcript has a single exon. The coding region runs from base 1 to 2115 and encodes 704 amino acids. Lineage: Eukaryota; Fungi; Ascomycota; Sordariomycetes; Hypocreales; Nectriaceae.